CAACAUGGCUGCAGAAUCGUUAAAUUUGAAAGAAGCAUUCCAACACGGUUUUAGUAUCUUUAAGAAAAUCGACAGCGACGAUGGACCAGAAAAUUCAAAACAUUUGCAAGAUUGCAUUCGUGAGGCGAUAGAGUGUUUUAAAAAGUCAGUAGAAAUGAUCAAUGAUCUAGCAUUAUUUAGUAUCAACGAAGAUCUGGACGAAAUUUCUACUACAGAUUUAAGAUAUAUGUUAGUGCCAGCAUUACUUGGAGAUUUGUAUCUCAAACUUUGCUCAGAAGAACGAAUUGAUGUUGUCAAUGUCUCCAAGGUCUAUUGUCUGAAUUACUUGGAAAGAUGCAAGAUGUAUGGUUUGUUAAAACAGGAUUUGAAUCCCUGUUCAUCAUCUGAAGUAACUGCACCAGCUAGUCAAAGAAGUCUGAACGAAUUAGCGAAUGAAAGAAAUGCAAAAAUAGCGAGAUUUAAAAAAAUGAAAGAAGAAGAAAAACGAAUCAAAGAACUAUCAGACAUGCUUGAAAUUUCAUCAGAUACAAAACCUGACGAGGAAUUGGAGAGAAAAUUUAACAUAUUAUUACUGGAGCACUGGAUAAACAAAGCGUUGGAAAGCUUAUCUUCUAUAAACAAUGAAAUACCGAUUUUGGAACAUAUGUCAAAGAUGAGGCAACAAGGCGGGGAUAGAAAACGCGAAAAUGAAAAGAUGCCAAACAACGAGGAACGAAAGAAAAAUCAAUUAUUUUCAAAGCCUGUGUUGAUCACAAGACAAGCGAUACAGAAUAAGGUAUUUGGGGCAGGUUACCCAAGUCUUCCAACAAUGACACAGGAAGAAUAUUUUGAAAAAGAGUUACGUCAGGGAAAAAUCGUCACAGAAUUUAGUGAAAAUAAGACAUCCAAGCAGAAGACUGAUGAAGAGAACGGGAAGGAAGAAAUGGAUUGUGCUGAGGAUGAAAAAUAUUUAGAAAAAUUAACGAAAGAAAGGGAAUGGGAUGACUGGAAAGACGAUCAUCGUCGUGGUUGGGGCAACAGGGAGAAUAUGGGAUAAAAGAGUUCAUUCUUAGCUCAUUUAAGCCUGUGAAGACAGUAUACGACAUCCACUGUCGAAAACAAAAGUAAAGUCUUCAGUGAGAAAAUGGAGUGUAUUCACUUCGAAGAUUUUCGUAAAGAGCAGUUGGCACUAGGGAGUUUCAACCCCAGAUAUUAAUGACCCCUGUUUUUCUCUAUUCGGGGUGUGGUGUAACAGGAUAUUGAGCUUCCAAAUUGCUAUCUGUGGGAGAGGAAACAAGUGACGAUGGGAGAAACUAUUGCCAGUACCUAAUAAUGUAUGAUGAUGACUAGGCAUGUAGGGUUUGCUGGUUUACACUUCUUGUGGGAUUUUACUUAACGAUGACAGGCUAUUAGUAACGAAUAUAGAUUAAAUAUUAUAGAUUAAAUAUUUUAAUGCGA
Molecule: messenger RNA, 1437 nt
Organism: Dendronephthya gigantea
Lineage: Eukaryota; Metazoa; Cnidaria; Anthozoa; Malacalcyonacea; Nephtheidae
Product: immunoglobulin-binding protein 1-like
Exons: 12
Coding region: 5-1036 (343 amino acids)
Biological process (GO): regulation of signal transduction; regulation of dephosphorylation
Cellular component (GO): cytosol
Molecular function (GO): protein phosphatase 2A binding
Source: RefSeq, a predicted model, not a curated record